AGCAUCCGCCAGUCGAUUACUUCUAAGGUCAUGUUUUGUUUGGAUAUAUAGACAUGAUGUGCAAUCCAGCAGCUUUUUAUUGCCAAGUGUAGCCAACUGACUUGUUAAACUACCCUUCAGCUUCAGAGCAACUGAGCCUCACCUCCCACCUCCCACCCUAAUCAUGAGGUGGUCUUUGCUUUCUCUAGCAUUGGUAGGCGUUGCUGCAUUGGCUUACGUGAUGUACACCCCUGCCCCUGAAGGCAUCACUGAGCCCUGGAAAUACAGUGCAUUUUGCGGCAUGCUAAAGACGUGUCAGAUUAUUGCGAAAGUGCUUGCAUAUUUUGAUGAUGGGAACUAUUGGAAGCAUUAUCGACAUGUGCGUCAUUGGCUAAGGCCAGCAACUCCAUCUGAAAUUCCUGGAUCAAACAUUAGAUCACGUGUGACGACAUUUGAUGGGAUAAAAGUACGGCUUUACGAGCCAAUAAAAAAACAGCAAGGAUUAUCGCCUGCUCUUGUUUUCAUUCACGGUGGUGGAUUUGUCAUUGGUAGCACAGAGACAUAUGACUCAGUAACACGCAAGAUAGCUGAAGGUUUGGAUAUGGUCGUAGCCUCAAUUGAUUACCGUCUUGCACCUGAAUUUAAGAUCCCAACUCAACAUGAAGAUAAUCUAAAAGCAAUCAGUUGGUUCAUGCAAAAUGCCGAGCAAUUUGGCAUUGAUUCUAAUCAUAUCGGCGUUGCUGGAGAUAGUGCAGGUGGUUUAAUGACCGCAUACAUUUCCCAGGUUAUCCAUGAUGAUGAAUCACUUCCGGAUAUCAAAUUCCAAGGAUUAAUUUACCCAUUCACACAGGGGCUGGACUUUUACACGCCCUCAUACCAGAAGUAUGCAAAAUUUCUUGGAGAAAAAGGUGUAUUACCACGAUCUACUGUAAUCCACAUGGUAUCGUCGGCCAUAAAAAACGAUGGCGAUUUGAGCAAUGCCAGCAUGUUGAAUAUGCAUACGUCUGCGGAAUUCAAAACAAGGGUGCGAAAGUUAGUGAACCACGAUGAUAUACCGGUAGAAAUGAAAGAUGAGGCUUAUUACAUGCCACCUGCUGAUGUUGGAGAUGGUGAUGCGCAGGUGUGGGAAAAAUACCGGUCCAUUUUCCUUAAUCGUGCCGUCUCUCCAUUGCUGCGAGAUAACAUGACUGGUCUUCCUCCUGCCUAUAUUGUAACCUGUGGUUUUGAUAAUCUUAGAGAUGACGGAAUCCUUUAUGCAAAGAAACUAGAACGAGCUGGGGUUGAGACUAUUCUCGUGAACUACGAUGGUGGGUUUCAUGGCAUGUUAUGGGAAGGUAGAUUUUUUGAGUUCCAAUUAGCAAAAGAAGCUCUCCAGAAAUUUAUAAUACUGUACAUGCAAAACAUUCUCUACUACGUGCCUAAAAACAAAUUGAAAGUAAAGAACGAAAUAAUAGAUUUUCAGUACACAAUGGUCAAAAUAUUUAUUUGUUUCAUUGAAACAUUAAAUAAAAAUUACAUACAUCUAGAAUUAUUAUUUAGUAAAGUACUAUUAAAUUCUUAUAUAAUUAUAAAAAAAAAAAACCAAAAUAAUUCUCAAUUUCUGGUAAGUCUUAUAUUAUGAUAAAAUAAAAAUAAAAUAUACUGAUCUGUAAAAUUCUUUAAAAUAAUUUUGACAAAUUAUACAGUAUUAAUAUCAGUAAAAUUGCCUGUGAUUUACAUUUGUAUUUAUUUGUUGUCUUUUAUAUACUAUAACUUCAAUACAGUAGGUCACCUGCAAUUAUAAUAUACUGGUUUGAAGUUCUAAGAUAUACUGACCCAUAAAAUUUGUCUAAAAAAUGUUCAUUGUAAUAAUUAUGCUAAGUUAUAUUUAAACUACCACUAAACUAUUUAUUAUCAGUAAAAAUUUCUCUCAUUAGAAAUGUAUUUAUCUGUCUUCCAUAAUUGACUUCAAAUAAAACUUCAAUAGGUCAUCAACUUGUUAGUUAAGUGUAUAUUGGAUAAAAUAUUUAAUGUGAACUUAUCUUGAGCAGAAACAAUUUGAUAAGUUGUUUCCCAGCUGAGCUUUUGAUUUGCGUGGUGAUGCGUAUAUGAUUAGAGUUUUAAUUAUCAGAUAUCAGCAAAACAAUUGUGCUUAUACAUUAUUUUGCAUGUUUCAUUGUUAUUGCACAAAUUUCAUGUAUUUCAUAUGAUCGAUCAAUAAAUCUGAAUCCGAA
Messenger RNA from Anneissia japonica, 2192 nucleotides. RefSeq names its product arylacetamide deacetylase-like. Gene Ontology annotation, molecular function: hydrolase activity. The record is from RefSeq and is a predicted model, not a curated record. The coding region runs from base 164 to 1600 and encodes 478 amino acids. Lineage: Eukaryota; Metazoa; Echinodermata; Crinoidea; Comatulida; Comatulidae. The transcript is spliced from 4 exons.